Messenger RNA from Cynoglossus semilaevis (tongue sole), 4584 nucleotides. It is a transcript of the gene stk24b, whose product is annotated as serine/threonine kinase 24b (STE20 homolog, yeast). Gene Ontology annotation, molecular function: ATP binding; protein serine/threonine kinase activity. Gene Ontology annotation, cellular component: cytoplasm; Golgi apparatus. The transcript has 11 exons. Gene Ontology annotation, biological process: protein phosphorylation; negative regulation of cell migration. NCBI's taxonomy places the organism in Eukaryota, Metazoa, Chordata, Actinopteri, Pleuronectiformes, Cynoglossidae. The record is from RefSeq and is a predicted model, not a curated record. The coding region runs from base 584 to 1894 and encodes 436 amino acids.
GUGCGGAAUGUCGGAGCCGGAGUUUUGCCAAGGACGAGUUGGGACGAAGUAAAAAGGCUGGGUGACGCGCGCUGCUUGCGUGACAUUCUGCUGCACGCGGGCAAACGCCACUGGCUGACAGAUUGGCUUAGUCUGCGCUAAAGUUAGCCACUGAGCUAACCAUGCUAUAGCUGACUAUACCGUUUGCAAAGAACACGGGUUUACAAAGUGUCAUUUGUCUGGAUUUGGUUCAUGGACUUCAUAUCGCUCCUCUAAUUGGGUAAAGAGAUCAAUAUUACGCAAUAUUAUCAUUUUCCCGAGUGGUGUUAAGGAAUGAGCAACAGUAAACCAGCUGGCUAGCAAGGUAACAUUGCGGAUUUCAUGUUGGAGUUAGCAUUAGCAAACGUCAGCUGUUUUGGGAGACUGGGUUUUUUUUGCGACACAGAGACGCUGCAUCAGUGUGUGUGGACGUUAAUUAUCUACAUAUAAAACAGUUGUUCAAUACUUAAGUGUUGCUCCCGUUUUACCGGACUGUAAGUACAAGUGUCCCAGAAGAGGAGGCUGCAGCCAAGUGGUUAAGUGGAGAAGCCCAGGGAGCAUCACCAUGGCCCACUCUCCCGUACAGGGUAACCUUCCGGGGAUGCAGAAUGCCAGAGUGGACCCAGAGGAGCUGUUUACCAAGCUGGAGCGUAUUGGCAAGGGUUCAUUUGGCGAGGUGUUCAAGGGAAUUGACAAUCGCACACAGAAAGUGGUAGCAAUCAAGAUAAUUGACCUGGAAGAAGCAGAGGACGAGAUUGAAGACAUCCAGCAGGAGAUCACAGUGUUGAGUCAGUGCGACAGUCCAUUUGUCACCAAGUACUAUGGCUCAUACCUGAAGGACACAAAGUUAUGGAUCAUCAUGGAGUAUUUGGGUGGUGGCUCAGCAUUAGACUUGAUGGAGCCCGGUGCUUUGGAUGAAACUCAAAUCGCCACAAUCCUCAGGGAGAUCCUGAAGGGCCUGGAAUAUCUUCACUCUGAGAAGAAAAUCCACAGAGAUAUCAAAGCUGCCAACGUGCUGUUGUCUGAGCAGGGAGAAGUGAAGCUAGCUGACUUUGGGGUCGCAGGCCAGCUGACCGACACCCAGAUCAAACGCAACACGUUUGUUGGCACGCCCUUCUGGAUGGCGCCCGAGGUCAUCAAACAGUCUGCGUAUGACUCAAAGGCUGAUAUCUGGUCUCUAGGAAUCACAGCUAUUGAGCUGGCAAAAGGCGAGCCACCUCAUUCAGAGCUGCAUCCUAUGAAAGUUUUAUUCCUCAUCCCAAAGAACAACCCACCUACGCUAGAGGGAAACUACAGCAAACCUCUCAAAGAGUUUGUGGAGGCCUGUCUCAAUAAAGAACCCAGUUUUAGACCAACUGCCAAAGAGCUGUUGAAGCAUAAAUUGAUCAUUCGACAUGCGAAAAAGACCUCUUACCUGACUGAGCUAGUGGAUAAGUACAAGAGGUGGAAGGCAGAACAGGCGAGAGCCGCGGAGUCCAGUUCUGACGAGUCUGACUCAGAGCAGGAUGGACAGGCAUCAGGAGGAAACGACUUCGGCAGUGACGACUGGAUCUUCACCAUCCGAGAAAAGGACCCCAAGAAGCUGCAAAACGGAGAGGGUCAGUCUGGGCUUACAGAUCAGACACAAAACAUUCCAAAAAGGCCUUAUUCACAGAGCCUGACCACUGUCAUUUCCCCUGCGUUGGCUGAACUGAAGGCCAGGCAGGAGCAGGUGAAUGGAAACCCCAUGGUUCUGGACGAGCUGAGGGAGGCCAUCUUGCUGGCAGAGGAGGCAUACCCUGGUAUCUCUGACUCACUGGUUGCCCACAUGGUCCACAGGCUUCAGAGUUUUUCCACAAGCAGAACAUCUUCCUCCUCCUCCUCCUCAAGGCCAUAGUACCUGACACGUUGUCAUGGCCCUGCUCUCCCAGGCCCCCACCCCUCAGACCUCCAGGGGUCAAACUUUGACUACUAGUGGACUAGGGUGUCUCAAGGGGGUGCUAUUUUCCAGCCUGUAAAAAGGACUGACCUUUACACCAGAGACAACUCUGGAGAGCAUUUUGGAGACACAUGGGCAACAGGAGCAGCAGGACCCGGCAUUGAUUUGUUCACAGUCGGUGAGGUCAGACUGUGGCUGUCUGUGGACCUCAGACAGAAACCAAGCUCAGCAUAGGAGCCAGAGACUGGAAACCAGACUGGAGCCUCCUUCAAAACACAGGCAUCACACCCCCCAAAACCUCUGAAAGCAUGCAUGAUGAAGCUGCAGGGAGCGUGUGUGUUUCUGUGGAUGAGUUUGUGUGUGUGAGUGAGAGACUCCCUGAUUGGGCAAACUAGAACAUUCUUAAUGAAACCUCAGGUAACGUGUCUUUAAGUGGACCCUGGAGGAUGAUGAAGAGGGGGAGGAGGAGGAGGAGGAGGAAGUUGCCAUGCUGUACAUGAUCACAAGGUAUUGCGGGGAAAUGAAUCACUGUGUACAAAAUGGUUGUCUUUGUAGUUACUGACAAUGUUUUAAAAGUAGAUAUUUAAAGAUUUCAGACACCACUCUAGGCAGAGUGAACAGAAAAUGCCUUGCCUUUUAAAAAAAAUGCACACGUCCACAUUCUCUUACUUUUCAUCACAGAUUUCUUUUGCUUUCAAAGACCUUUAGGUUGACAGAAUCCUACUCAUGCAUUUUCUUUUGGAGCCUAAGCAUUCCAGUCCACAUAAGUUUAACAAGCAGCUCAUCUGGUUAAAUCUGAGGCUGCUUUAGAUUAAGGAGACGUCUCAUGUUUUGUUGGUCUUGUGACCAGGACACCAGAUCUUGUGCAAAUCUGUCAACGGCUGUCCCUCACAUGUACAAGUCCACAGAGAGAAUCGGCCAUCACACAGUAGCUGCUGAGUUAUUUCUACGUCCUGAUUAAUGAAUAAAACAGAUCCUCGUUAGAAAUUUCUUUUCACACCAAAGUUCACACUAAAUAGGAAUUCUUACAUCUUCAAAUUGUUGCUAAGUAAGAAGCGUGAUGUUGUGACUGUACGUUGCUUUACCUCAUUGACCCAAACAGCGCAGCAGAAGAAGAGCUGCAGCUCCAGUGUGAUUAUCAGUGUGAUUAUCUCUGUGGGCUGUGGUGAGGGAGAUUGACAGUUGCUAAAAGAAGCUGUUCAGGCACAAGUCUAGUCAACGCAAACAGGAAAUGCCUUGCUUUAGAAGAAAGAAAGAAAAGAAAAAGCACACAUCCAAAGUCUCCACCAUUUCAUUACAGACUCUUGGUUUUCCAGACUGACUCUCACUGAGUUCAUUGUUCUCAGCUUCUACCUUGUCCUCCAUCCAAUCAUUUCAGUCCCCUGCUCAUCUGUGUUACUGAGCUCAACUCUUUCAACGUUGGCAGAACGCGUUGCUCUGCAUUCGUACCUUUUGGAGUUCAUUUGUUACUUUUACACAUUAGUGAUUUAAGUUUCCAAUAUAAGACAAAAGCUUAAUUAUUGGAAGUUCGUUAUCGCGUUAAGUGUUAUUUGUCCUUGGCUUGUAACUUCUCAUUAGUAUUACUGAAUGGCAAGCAGCAGGAUGUAUUUGAGGUGCAGCAGCUGUAUAAGAUAACGACACAGUCGGUGCUAGGAGCAACACUUGCUUUGAAGACACUUUAUUUCCCCUAAGAUUUUUUUUUCAGUUUUGCUAACGUUACAUUGUUAGACAAACACUCCACUACUACAAGACCUGUUAGGAGAAUCAUGCUAUGUUAUGUCAGCGCUGAAACACAUUCACCACAGGAGGCCAAACUUUCCUCUGCCCAUAGUCCAAUGCAGAUAAUAAAGUUGUUUGAUAUUCACAUCAUAUAGACAGUUCAUGUAGUUAAUAUCAAGCAAACAAUAUGUGUUAUGUAAGUCAGAGCUAGGCAGUGACAUCAUGACACCUGCUCACAGCCAACGUACAAGACGAAUGAGGACGAGCCAAGCAGCAGAAAUCAGUCUUAGCCAUGUUUGUCCCCUCAUUCUAGAUCUUUGUCCUGGCUUUUACACCGUGUUACAGAAGUGCCAUGUCCAGAUUUUGCGCCCCACUAUAUCUUUGUAGUAUGAUUUGCACCUUUUAUUUAAUUUUAUUUCACAUUUCUCAUCAUUUUAUUGCACCUUGAAAGUGUUGAUUAUUUAAAUGAACAUAUUGGUGAGGGAAAGGAAAAGAAAAUACCCACAGAAGCUAAAAAAAAAAAAGUUGCUAAUAGCCAUGUUUUACUAUAUAUGUUUACUUAGGAGUUCCAGAAUUUUACUACUGUGCUAAUGCAGCAAUAAUGUUGAGAAGUGGCAACAACGCCACCUGUCAACACAGGGAUUGAGAGAAAUUAUGAAAUAUCUGAUAUUUUUAUAACUGCAAAGAUUUAAGUGUUGAAUUAUGGAAUGCUUUAUGGAUACUAGGCAAAAAAUAUCUAUACAGAAGAAAAAAAACGUACGCUACGGAAAUGAGUAGAAAAAGUGUGCAUUUGGUCUCUUUAUCCUAGCUGACAGUUUAUAGUACUGUAUAUAACCUUUGCUUGUGUCAUUGGAGAAUUCCUGAGUUCAGUGUAAGCUCCUGUAAGCUUUCAAAGUGACAUGAGAAAUAAAAAUGUAAUGAAUUCAAAA